GAGGCGGCUGGACACUGGCGGGAACCGGAGGAGCCCAGGCACGGCGCAGGGGCUGCGGGCGGGAGGAGCCCCAGGCGGAGCUGUGGAGGGCGCCCGGGAGGAAGGACGGUUCGGUUGCUAGGCAACGGGCCUGGACCCGCCUCCCGCUCGCGUUGCUAGGAGACGACGAGGGCGGCGGAGCGGGCCCUACGUGCUGACGCUAAUUGUAUAUGAGCGCGAGCGGCGGGCUCUCGGGUCUUUUUUAGCGCCAUCUGCUCGCGGCGCCGCCUCUCGCUCCUCCCGCCGCCGCUGCCGCCCUGAGUCACUGCCUGCGCAGCUCCGGCCGCCUGGCUCCCCGUGCUUGCCGCCGAUAUUUGGAGUUCUGACAGCAUGGCAGACAUUGACAACAAAGAACAGUCUGAACUUGAUCAAGAUUUGGAUGAUGUUGAAGAAGUAGAAGAAGAAGAAACUGGUGAAGAAACAAAAAUCAAAGCGCGUCAGCUGACUGUUCAGAUGAUGCAAAAUCCUCAGAUUCUUGCAGCCCUUCAAGAAAGACUUGAUGGUCUGGUAGAAACACCAACAGGAUACAUUGAAAGCUUGCCUAGGGUAGUUAAAAGACGAGUGAAUGCUCUCAAAAACCUUCAAGUUAAAUGUGCACAGAUAGAAGCCAAAUUCUAUGAGGAAGUUCAUGAUCUUGAAAGGAAGUAUGCUGUUCUCUAUCAGCCUCUAUUUGAUAAGCGAUUUGAGAUUAUUAAUGCAAUUUAUGAACCUACGGAAGAAGAAUGUGAAUGGAAACCAGAUGAAGAAGAUGAAAUUUCGGAGGAGCUGAAAGAAAAGGCCAAGGUUGAAGAUGAGAAAAAAGAUGAAGAAAAAGAAGACCCCAAAGGAAUUCCUGAAUUUUGGUUGACUGUUUUUAAGAAUGUUGACUUACUCAGUGAUAUGGUUCAGGAACAUGACGAACCUAUUCUGAAGCACUUGAAAGACAUUAAAGUGAAGUUCUCAGAUGCUGGCCAGCCUAUGAGUUUUGUCUUAGAAUUUCACUUUGAACCCAAUGAAUAUUUCACAAACGAAGUGUUGACAAAGACAUACAGGAUGAGGUCAGAACCAGAUGAUUCUGAUCCUUUUUCUUUUGAUGGACCAGAAAUUAUGGGGUGUACAGGGUGCCAGAUAGAUUGGAAAAAAGGAAAGAAUGUCACUUUGAAAACCAUUAAGAAGAAGCAGAAACACAAGGGACGUGGGACAGUUCGUACUGUGACUAAAACAGUUUCCAAUGACUCUUUCUUUAAUUUUUUUGCCCCUCCUGAAGUUCCUGAGAGUGGAGAUCUGGAUGAUGAUGCUGAGGCUAUCUUGGCUGCAGACUUUGAAAUUGGUCACUUUUUACGCGAGCGUAUAAUCCCAAGAUCAGUGUUAUACUUUACUGGAGAAGCUAUUGAAGAUGAUGACGAUGAUUAUGAUGAAGAAGGUGAAGAAGCGGAUGAGGAAGGGGAAGAAGAAGGAGAUGAGGAAAAUGAUCCAGACUAUGACCCGAAGAAGGAUCAAAACCCAGCAGAGUGCAAGCAGCAGUGAAGCAGGAUGUAUGUGGCCUUGAGGAUAACCUGCACUGUAAUAGCCUAACACAACUAUUAUUUACUUACAGCCUUAUGUUUUUGUAUUUUCUUGGUAGACUCAGUAAUUUUUUUUAAAGGACAGGAACUGAUAUUUUAAAGACCAAUUUGUUCUACCUAGCAUUUUAACUAUAGUUUUUUGCUAGAUCUGUUGAAUGCACAAAUUCUCAUGCAUGUUCAUUCAUUGCUUCAUAAUUUGGUUCUUCUGGAAUAUUUUCAUCAUGUAGCCAUUGGAGUACAGCUAUGAAAAUUAACAUCUGUUAAACGAAACACAUUUUUUUUCCUGAUCCCCCCCACCCCCCCGAAGAACCAAAGUAUUUUUUUAGCUGGUUGUUGAAUGGGGUUAAGUCCAUUUGCAUUAGCUGUGCCUUUCAUUACUUUGUUACAGAAAUGCAGUGACUUAAACUAAGACAAUUCAUCAUGUUAAAAAAAAAAAUUGGUGAGACAACUAUAUGGUUAAGAAUUUCCAGUAAGACCUCACCUGAUAACUGUGAGAUUGUUAAUGGAUUUUUGUGUUUUAGGUAACAUAGUUAACUAUAAAGAAACUUAACUCAUGAUACACAGGGAGGUGACUAAAACCUAGGAUUUUCAGAAGUUAGUCUAUUAUUUAUAACUGUACUUUUAAACUUAACCUCCAUUAACUGAGCAUCUUUGUGGUAGGGUCUAUCUUCUUCCCUGGAAGGGUUGAAUUUACAUCAUUUGACAAGCCUAUUUUAAGUCUUUUGUUGUUGUUUGUUUGCUUGUUUUUUGUUUUUGCAGCCUAAAAUAAAAAUGUCAAAUACAAGUUUAGUUCUCACAAGAUAAUGUCUUAAUUUUGUACUAAUUCAGGUAGAAGCAGAGGCCUUGUUUGAAAUAAAGGUUAUGUCCAGUUUUCCACAUAUUGAAGAAAAUGUUAGCAACUUUGGAAAAUGGCACUACUAUGUCUUCUAAGAGAGUGUUUGAGGAAAAAAAAACCAAAAAUCUUAAAUGAUCUGAUGCUUUUUAAAAAAGAAAAUUGAAAAGAUAAAUUUCUUUUUCCUUGGAUUAGAACUAGAGAGAAGACCCCAAGCCUCUGGUUUAUUCUAAUUAUUACUGCUUCAAGUAUGAGUAUGUCAUUUACCCAUGCUUCUGUUUACUAUGUAUUAAAAUGGGUAGUACUGUUUACUUAACUACCUCACGGAUAUGUUAAAGCAUAUUAAGUUAAAUUUCAUGAAAUGUUUCUCAGUCUCAUUAAAAGCUCAACAUUGGGCCUAUUUAUAACGUGUGAUAUGGAGCAUCUUAUUCACACCAUACUUUGAAAAUUAAACUGGAAAAAUAAAGGUUAAGUACCUCUUUUCUUGAUCUGGGCAGGCAACACUCUUUCAGAUCUUUGUGUGGCUCCUAUUUUUACAGAAGUGGAUGGAUGAACUAUUUUAAAGGUCCAAAGAUUUUUUUUUUUUAAAGGUAUUUUUGAUGACCAUAAGUACUAUAGGGAUGAUGGGACUAAAAUUGAAGGCCCUUUUUUUUGUGGGGGGUGAAAAAUGCCAUUAAAUUUGAGACUGUAGAGCCACAUUUAAAAUACCUCAGGCUAAUUACUGUUAAUUUUGGGGAAUGAACUUUUUUUGAUAGGGUGGACAGAUUGAAUUGGGUUGUGGUUAGAGGAAGUCUAGAGUUCCUAGGUUACAUUGAAUUCAUUUUUAGAGGUUAUCAUAGAGCUUCCUUUCUGAAAUGUUAGUGUUAAGGUCUUGGAUUGUGAGCACAUUGUUAUUUGUGUAGUGCUAUAUUUACUGCUCUCCUGAGAUUUUAACUUACUACUGGAAAUCCUUAACCAAUUAAAAUAGUAUUUUCCUUUUUAUUUUCAAGAUGAUUUUGGUUGCUUUGAUUAGACAUUCUGCGCUGAUUUUUAUUUUUUUGUAACCACAGCUCAUCUAACUGCAGCCUUUUCUGAAUUCUAAGGUUUUUUAUCUAAAGAUAGAAUCCCAUUUUUAAUGAACUUAAAGAAGGAGCAAAAUCUUUUUUUCCCCCAUUCCUUUAGGAAAUAGCUGUUGCCAAAGUGAAGAGGUAGAUAAUAUUGAGUCUUGUUAUAAAGGGAUGUGGUUUGUGGAGGAAUUUUAUAAGAUUGGAGUUUCAAGGGAUGUCAGUGUUUAUGCCAUUUUUCUAGUUCCAAAAUGCUUCCAUUCCAUUCUAGCAAUUUGAAGUAUGUAAUUUGAAAUCCUAAUAAAAUUUUGGAUUUAAUUUUAUAAAAUGUA
Messenger RNA from Carlito syrichta (Philippine tarsier), 3790 nucleotides. Its product is annotated as nucleosome assembly protein 1-like 1. Gene Ontology annotation, biological process: nucleosome assembly. Gene Ontology annotation, cellular component: nucleus; chromatin. The record is from RefSeq and is a predicted model, not a curated record. The transcript is spliced from 15 exons. Bases 370 to 1545 code for a protein of 391 amino acids. NCBI's taxonomy places the organism in Eukaryota, Metazoa, Chordata, Mammalia, Primates, Tarsiidae. Gene Ontology annotation, molecular function: chromatin binding; histone binding.